Messenger RNA from Sceloporus undulatus (fence lizard), 6800 nucleotides. RefSeq names its product myotubularin related protein 10 (gene MTMR10). The record is from RefSeq and is a predicted model, not a curated record. The transcript is spliced from 16 exons. The coding region runs from base 358 to 2592 and encodes 744 amino acids. Lineage: Eukaryota; Metazoa; Chordata; Lepidosauria; Squamata; Phrynosomatidae.
UCUCACAGUUAAUGUGAGAAAGUAUUUGCUUUCAUCUGCAUCUCUUGACAUUCAACUUCACUGGAUGGCUCUGAAUAUUAUGAAAGCAUGGGGGAACCUUCCACCUGUUGGUUCUCUGCACACUGGGCAUAAUUUUAUAUGCUUAACACUAUAUCUCUCCUUGCUUCCCAGUCAUUAGCCUUCGGUGGCAGGUUCUGUGGGCAGUGUUUUGUAAUUUUGCAUCCCAGGAUGCUGCCAUAUUAAUUGGCAGAGCUUGUGAUGAAGACUGCAGAUUGCAGGCUGUUCCAGCAGCUGUUCUAGAGGAAUAAGAAAGACCUGGACAUCUUGCCCAUCUUCUCUCUCUAGGCUGAAGACAAGAUGGCGCCUGAGCCUAGGCUUAAGAAGCUGGAGCCAGUUCUUUUGCCAGGUGAAAUUGUGGUGAACGAAGUGAAUUUUGUGAGGAAAUGCAUUGCAACAGAUACAAGCCAAUACGAUCUCUGGGGGAAGCUGGUUUGCAGCAACUUCAAAAUCUCCUUCAUCACUGAUGAUCCCACACCACUUCAGAAGUUUCAAUACAAGAACCUUCUCCUGGGAGAACAUGAUGUUGCACUAACAUGCAUCGAGCAGAUAGUCACAGUAAAUGACACAAGAAGGAAACAGAAAGUUCUAGGUCCAAAUCAAAAACUCAAGUUUAAUCCAACAGAACUAAUCAUUUACUGUAAAGACUUCCGUAUUGUCCGGUUUCGUUUUGAUGAAGCAGGACCAGAAAGUGCAAAAAAGGUACUUCUACAGGUGUGCCUUGCGAUAGCUCAUUAUUCCCAGCCAGCAGAUCUCCAGCUCCUCUUUGCGUUUGAAUAUGUGAGCAAGAAGUACAAUAAUCCAGCCAAAAAGGUGAAUGGGUUAGACCCUGGAGGAGGUGGCGGUGGCCAGCAAACCCCAUUAUUUGAAACAUACUCAGACUGGGAUAGAGAGAUCAAGAGAACUGGUGCAUCAGAAUGGCGCGUGUGUUCAGUCAAUGAAGGCUAUAUGAUAUCUACCUGUCUUCCAGAAUACUUCGUGGUGCCAUCAUCUUUGGCAGAUCAAGAUCUCAAGCUCUAUUCCUAUUCCUUCACUGGGAGACGGAUGCCAAUGUGGUGCUGGAAUCAUCCCAAUGGAAGUGCCCUUGUGAGGAUGGCCAACAUAAAGGAUUCUUUGCAGCAGAGAAAAAUAGACCAGCGGAUUUGCAAUGCAAUCACCAGAAGCCAUCCACAGAGAAGCGAUGUUUACAAGUCUGACUUGGACAAAGGUUUGCCGAAUAUCCAAGAAAUCCAGUCUGCCUUUCUCAAACUCAAGCAAUUAUGUGUGAAUGAACCUUUUGAAGAAACAGAGGAGAAAUGGUUGUCCUUGUUGGAUAAUUCACGGUGGCUAGAGUAUGUGAGACUCUUCUUGAAGCAUUCUGCAGAACUUGUGUACAUGUUGGAUAGUAAGCAUGUUUCAGUAGUUUUACAAGAAGAGGAAGGGAGAGACUUGAGCUGCUGCGUGGCUUCCCUCGUUCAAGUGAUGCUGGAUCCAUAUUUUCGGACCAUUGUUGGAUUUCAAAGCCUGGUUCAGAAGGAGUGGGUCAUGGCAGGAUAUCCAUUCCUGGAUAGGUGUAACCACCUGAAGAAAUCUGACAGAGAGUCACCCUUGUUCUUGCUGUUCCUGGACUGUAUCUGGCAACUGCUGGAGCAGUACCCAUCCGCCUUUGAGUUCUCUGAAGCUUACUUGACGAUACUGUAUGACAGUACGCGGAUCUCGUUGUUCGGCACCUUCCUCUUCAACUCUCCACAUCAGAGAGUAAAGCAGAGCACGGAGUUUGCUAUAAGCAAAAACAUCCAGCUUGGCGAUGAGAAAGGCCUGAAAUUUCCUUCUGUUUGGGACUGGUCUCUUCAGCACACAGCCAGGGACCGCAUGCUGUUUCACAACCCCUGGUACAUUGGAAAGAGUGCACCUUGUGUACACAACGGGGCUGUGAAAUCCUUUAAGCGGACAAAGAAGAACUACAGUUCAACACUCAGAGGUCUCCCUCCAUCCCUAAAAAAUGGGAUAAUCAGCGAACAAGACUUUCUUCCAAGAAGAAAUUCCCUCAUUUUAAAACUGAAGCCAGACUUCCUCCAUCACAUGGACAACAACACCAGUGGCAUGGAACAAUAUUUCAGAGAGUGGUUUUCCAAGCCGGUUGACUUGCAUGGCGUUCUCUUACCCCGCCUCUCUGGAACGCAGAUCAAACUCUGGAAACUUUGCUACUUCCGCUGGGUCCCCGAGGCCCAGAUCAACAGCGGGGGGUUUAUCACAGCUUUCCACAAGAUCUCCUUGUUGGCAGAUGAAGUAGAUGCAUUGAACAGGAGCCUACGGCAACAGAACAGUGGCCCACCUUUGCUAACUAACCCUUCCGAACUGGAGCAGAGUCGGAUGUACUUCAGAGCGAAUGGGCUCAAUGAUACUUCCGUCACCCCCGAGUUCCUCUCUUCCUCCUUCCCCUUUUCUCCUGCAGGGAAUCUUUGCCGACGGAGCAUUCUAGGAACGCCACUGAGCAAAUUCUUAAGUGGUGCCAAAAUCUGGUUGUCCACAGAGACACUGGCCAAUGAGGACUGAUGGCUUCAGUGCAAGGUGCCAGUGAAGGGACUGAGGACUAGCGCCUUGACACAACACUGCUAACCACAGCACCAGAAGCUCUAAUAAUUUUAUAUAUUAAGGUUAGCUAUGUUUUUGCACAAAGUAUUUAAAAGCAAGUGUGUCGUGCUUUCAAAUCGCACAACCUUUCCCUCCCCACAGCUGUCCCACCUUAUCUUGCCUUUCUUUUCAGCCAUUGUUCCUGCUUUCAUAAUAAGAGUUGUAUAUCAUUCAAGGUUUGUUUCUUCCCAGCCCAGCAAAGUUUGGCUGUGGUGACUAAUUGUGUUUUCUUUGUGCUGUGAAGCUCCUUUUUCCACUUGCUGACGGAAGCAAAUCUUUCAUCAGCUUGCACUGAUUGAUAGAUGAAGACAGAUAUUGAAGGAGGAAAAGAAAAACAGAUUUGCAGGGUCGGAUUUGAUUGCCCUUAUUGGUGCAAAUACAGAGAUAUAUGUUUUGACAAGUUACAGAUUUAUGGCAUGAUACAGCAGCUAAGGUUAGGCACUUUAAAUACCCAUUGAUUUCCACAGUACUUCUAAAGUAUCCCUCUUUCAAAAUAAAUUAAAAUUUAAAAGCUUUUACUCUUGCGAGAGCUGAUCUGGGCAUGAUCUGGUUUAGCCUGUGAAUCUGUUUUUUUUAUUUCUACCCUCAUUUAGGGUCUGAGGCUGCCUUUUAGUUUAAAGCAGGGCUGGGCAAUAGUUUUGGUCUAUUGGGCCACAUUGAGGCCCCAAGAACAAUUUCUACACAUUUUAAGCCUCUCUCGGCCCUUUUAGGUCCAAGGAAGGCUCCCUCCAAUAGGAAACGACCUAAACGUCAAUGUCCACAGCACUUUGUGUUGGAAAAGGGUAUCUCUCUAGCCUAAAAGAGCUGAGGAGGGAAAUGUGGAGAAAAUGGCUGCUCCCAACUCCAAGGAAAUUGUUACUAAUUGUUUUGGGAUUUCUUUUUGAAUUCCCCCCUCCCCCCAACACAUAAAGCAUCUUUAUGGAAGUACAGGGUGUACUGUUGACGGCUGGGUACUCAUAUAUAUUGUCACUUCUUUACUGUGUCUGAGAUCAGGUGUGAGCUGUAGGAGUGAACGUUUUCUUAAAUCACAUGAGUAAAUUCCCUCUUUAGCUAUGGUUAUAAGUGCUUCACUCAAUACUUUCAUGACCUAGGCUAAAGGGAAACCUAGGUUGUUUUCACUGUGGUUAAAUGUGAAGGCGGAAUUAGCUGCUGAGGUCUGCAGAGGUAGACGGGGGUUCAUUACAAUUUGCACAAACCCCAAACCAUGCUUGCUGAUGGUAGCCUUAGAAGUGCCUUCUGUUCCAUUGAAAGCCCCCACCUCAUUUUAAAAAUAUCUCUCCUUCUUGAAAGUCAGUUAUUCUCAUGUGGUAAGCUAACAUUCUACCCAGUAACCCAUUUUUCAGAUCCCCAUUCAUAACAAUUUUUGGAAAUUAUCAAAAGCCAUUACCAUCUGAGCAGCAAAAGAAAUGUUGAUAGCAGCAUGCUAGAGUAGAAUCAACUAUGAACAGGCAUUGAUAUGUUGCAAAAUCAAGAUUGUCCUAAAAUGUCGUUGGAGUUCUUACUUAUGGUUGACAGCCUUUGGGAAAUAGUUGGGGGUUUGUGAACUUUUGUGGCCAACCCUAUGGGUACUGCAGGCAUUUUGGACAACAUGGGGAAGUCUCUUUAAGAAAGUUGUUGGGAGUUAGGGAGUACGUUGGCCCACCCAGGAGACCUUGAAGGGUAAUAGCAGCCUAAAAAAUAAUGCUUUCCCCCCAAAUGCCCUCUUGCAUCUAGUGAUGUGAGGAUCAUUUUCCCCAUUAAGUUAGACUCUGGGCAGGCCAUAGAAACAGAUGCUGAGGGUGGAUGAAACCCAUAGGCAGCACUUCGCUCAUUCUUACUUUAACUGGAUGGCCCUGCUGUUAUACUGGUGCUACAGUCUCUCAUCCUAAACUAUUGAUGACUCCUGGGUUAUGUGAUGAAUUUCAUUGCAUCUCACACAUAUUGCCUUGGACAGUCCUAUGAAAUCUUUAAAUAUGGGUAGAGUAGUCAGUUGAAGUUCUAGAGCUGAACUAUCCUCAAGGUACCCAGAUCCCAUCUGAUCUUAGAAACUAUGCAGGGCCAGCCCUGGUUAGUACUUGGAUGGCAGACGGCAAACAAAGACCAGGCGCUGUAAGCUAUAUUUCAGAGGAAUGAACUCUUCCGAGGAGUCCUUGCCUAGGAAAAUUCUGUGAAAAUCACGAGGGCAGUCUAAGUCGCAAGGCGAUUUGAAGGCAAAUGUACACACUUAGUAGAAGCAUUCCAUUUAGACUGGACACUGUCAGUCUUCUUGGGGUUCUUGUGACAUGCGCCUGCUACCCAGGAAAGGGACCUGCUUUUGCUCUCUUAUCAGUAGGAUAAUUCCUCCCUCUCUUUCAAAACCUUUGGAUGGGAGUUGUGUACACAGCAUCCUUUGCAUAUGUCCUCCUCACCAUUGAGCACCUAUGUUAAGUACUACCUGAAAACUCUUCUGCCCCCUCCCAAUGUUUCCAUACUUGCCUCCUGAAUCCUUAGCCCACAAAGUGCUAACUGGGGUGACAGGUAUCACUGGAAAAUAUCCAAGUGCUGUCUAACUUGGUGUGAUCUAUCAUGGGUGUUAACCACAUGCUUAAGGUAUUUCUCUUGUUAUAACGUUUAAAUUUUGUAUGUGUCCAGUCUGUGUCCUGAUUUUUCACCUUUUUUUAGAAAAAAACAGUGUUAGGAACUUUACCAAGGUAACUUUCUUUGUGGAUCUGCUACUUAUGCCUAAAAGUCUUAACUGCAUUUCAGAUGUAAUAAUUUUUGCUAACUGAUUGAAGGUUGAAUGAAUAUAUUUUGCAAAAGUUACUAGGUAAGAUGCUGAACUUUUGAAACAUGUAUUAUAUAUUACCUGAGCAAAUGCCUCCCUCUCUCCUUACAGGAGUUGUUGGGGUUUUUUAAACCUUGCAUGUUUUGUAGCUGAUGACGUUUCUUAGCCUUUCGGUGUUUCAGACCUUUGCCUUUAAGAAUAGCUUCCUAUCAACUGUCUUUACCAAAUGGAGUAGAGUGGAUUUAUAACUAGAGUGAUUUAAGCAAAACUAAGGGGUUAAAUUACCAAGCUAAUAGGACCCUGAAUGAAAUAAGUCUUGGCAGGAAAGAAGGCUUGUUAAAUUGAAUGAAAUGUUCUGGCAAAGCAAGAGAACAGCAGAAGUUGAAUUUUGGGCAUCUAAUAUCUGGGGGUUUGUGUGUGGAGAUUAGUAAUAUGACGGGUGGUGAAACGGUCCCUUUAAUGAUAAAAUUUUGGAGGGUAGGUAAUUAAAAGAAGUGGCAGAGGGCUAGGUGAGUGUUGAUUUGCAUUCUUUAUCCCUGUUCAGACAGUUAUGACAGUUAUGGUUGUGGUCACUUGGCAUGUUGAAGAGCCGUGCUCCUGCAGCCGACUGGCUGCGCUUGUCUCCUGUGGCUAAAGCCUGGGCCUCUCCUGAAGUUGUGCAGCCAUCCAUCUUGGGAGCUCCAGUAUCUGGUCUCAUGGUUCCAUGAACUUGGUGUGUCUGAAGCUGUUGGGUCUCUGGAGUGGUCCUCUCUGCCUCUUCUGUGCCCUUUUGGGCUGACACCAGGGCAGCUGGGAAUUCUCCCCCCUUGCCCUGGGGCUGUAGCUUUGGAUCUUUUGCUGUAGGUUCCACUGCAGCCUCGGGUCUCUGGCCCACUCUAUUUUGGAGGACAAGGUCUAGCCACUCACCUGGCUGAGUCUGCAAAGCCGAGGACUGUCGUCUUCCUUCUUGGUCUUUGGCUCCGGCCUGUUGGAGCCCCUGGGACUCCUUUUUCCACUCUUGGAUGGUUCUCAUGAAUUCGAGCACUCUGACCCAAACCUGUGAGACGUAAAGCUGUAAGUCUCUUAUUUGCCGUAAAUUCUUAGCCUCUGCUGAGGCCUCUGGGGUCUGGCCCUCUUCAGCAGCCUUCUGGCCCUGGUUCUACAACUUAAGGGCGAGCCGGUUCUGCCUUGGAGUCACCAUAGCUGCCACCCGGCACUUCAGCCCCCUUUCCUUGGGGCUUAGGUCCUCCAAGAAGCUCUCCCUUGCCUGCCUGCUUGUCUUUUCUUCGGCCUGUUCCAGGUGUUCUAAAGUCCUUGCGAUCUGCUCCAAUCUCAAGGCAAGGACCACACAGCCCUUCUCCAGUUGCUCCUCCAUCAGGCAAGUUCCCCAAAAAAGGAAAAUUUAGGG